AAAUCCUUGCCAUCCACCUCUCGCCGUCUUACUCCCUCAGCCAGUCAAAAUCGUCAUGCACAAGUGGCAGGGCAUCCGCCGUGCGCAUUGCGUCAUUGAUCGCAUUUCGAGUCGGGCUUCAACUUCAUCGUCAGCCUCCCGCCACUCCCGUCAAUAUCAUCACCAGGCCUCUUUCCAGACUCAUCCCCAGCGCCAGACCCUUCUUAUCACAUCAACUAGACAAUUCGCCCACUUGCCUUCCCCUCGCGUGUCUCAUUCAACCAUCAUCACCCGCAACAUGUCGUCCGACGACGCCUACAUGUCCUUCCUGAACAAGGCCAACGCCGACCUCAACACCGCUCGAAACCAACCGUCCGAGAACGUCUCAUCCGCCGUCGCUCGCACCGAGACCGUCGACGCGGGCGUCCGCGUCCCCGCCCCUCUCACCUCCGUCGACGCCUUCUACAUCUCCGAGACAGACGAGCCGUUCGAACCCGUCACGCUGAAAUGGGACGGUGCUUCGCGGGGUCUUUGGCCUGACGCUGCCCACCUCUCCUCCCUCAUCUCCCCCUCCACCGACCUCUCCUCCUCCAUCACCACCCUCCCCGCUUCCUCCUUCGAUCCGAAGAACCAAUACCCGGGCCCUCUCCGUGCCGUGCGCGCCGCAGUCGCCCAGGCCUCCGGGGGCGGAAUCGACGAGUCCGCGGUCGAGGUCAAGGCGUAUCGUGUGGAGGUUGGGACGUCGCGCGUGGAGUAUUAUUUAGUGGCGUUGGAUGCGGAACAGGGGCUGCUUGUGGGGUUGAGGGCUAAGGCUGUUGAGACUUAAUUUCUGUCCAUGGGUGUAUGUGUUUCUGUUUGUGGUUCAUCUUGGGUGGUGUGGGUUUUUUGAAUGACUGCAUUCUGUGUUAAUAUUUUUCCUCCACUCUUGUUACUUGUUCGUUGAUAUGUUGAUAAGAAUGAAUGAAUGGAUCAUGGCUGG
Aspergillus steynii IBT 23096 is the source of this 958-nucleotide messenger RNA. RefSeq lists its product as uncharacterized. The transcript is spliced from 2 exons. Bases 56 to 805 code for a protein of 249 amino acids. The record is from RefSeq and is a predicted model, not a curated record. Lineage: Eukaryota; Fungi; Ascomycota; Eurotiomycetes; Eurotiales; Aspergillaceae.